Messenger RNA from Xyrauchen texanus (razorback sucker), 2183 nucleotides. It is a transcript of the gene lgals3a, whose product is annotated as lectin, galactoside binding soluble 3a. Gene Ontology annotation, biological process: macrophage chemotaxis; negative regulation of endocytosis; negative regulation of extrinsic apoptotic signaling pathway. The record is from RefSeq and is a predicted model, not a curated record. Gene Ontology annotation, cellular component: immunological synapse; nucleus. NCBI's taxonomy places the organism in Eukaryota, Metazoa, Chordata, Actinopteri, Cypriniformes, Catostomidae. The transcript is spliced from 6 exons. Gene Ontology annotation, molecular function: carbohydrate binding; laminin binding; IgE binding. Bases 151 to 1239 code for a protein of 362 amino acids.
AGCCGUGGAAAACGCUUCAUGUUUCAGAAUUCACCUCAUUUCCUGUUUAGAGUUUAGUAAAUCGGACUUUUGGAUCAGUUCGGGCGACAGGAUCUGGUCCCGUUCAGAAGCCAUAAUCUCCGGAGCUCAGGCCUUCAUCCAGUCUAGGCCAUGGCAGACUUUUCGCUUGCUGACGCUAUCCAGGAUGAUGUUUCUGGUGCAGCAUCGAAAACUAGUCACACCAAUCCAUCAGCUCCUGGAAACGGGGCCCCACCCCCCACUAAUCCUGGCUGGCCUGGUGUGGCCCCUGGUGGCCCAAGUUUCCCACCCUCAGGAGGCCCUGCCCAACCAUCAGCCCCUUCUGGCUUUCCUCAGACUGGGCCGUCUGCUCCUGGACCCUUUCCUUCUGGCCUAGGAGCCCCGGGACAGUUUCCUGGAGCCCCAGCUGCCCCGGGUGGAUACCCUCCAGGCCCGGGUGUACCAGGACAGUUCCCCUCCAACCCUGGAGCUCCAGGACAGUUCCCCCCCAUGCCAGGUCAGUUCCCACCAGGUGGGGCGCCCAUGCCAUACCCAGUUCCUGGACAGUUCCCCUCCCCACCUGGAGCUCCACAGGGACCGUACCCAAAUGUGCCUUACCCACCUGGACCAGCUGGGCCUGGCAUGUACGGUCCAGGUGGCCCUGUUGCCUUUCCCCCAGAUGGAGGUCCAGGAUAUGGAGGAGGUGUGUUUCCCCCAAUACCUCCAGGGUCCUGGGGUCCCCCUGGAGGGGGCUUUCCUCCUCAGCCCGGCCCGCCAGGAGGCUUCGGUCCUGGGCCCAUGGGACCAUACGGUGGGCCUGCUGCUCCAGGUGGAAUGCUGCCAGUGCCGUAUGAUCUUCCGCUUCAUGCAGGGAUAAUGCCUUGCCUUCUGAUUACGAUUGUGGGUGAACCAGUACCAGGAGGAAACGGGUUCCAGGUAGAUUUUCUGAGGGGGCCUGACGUGGUUUUUCAUUUCAACCCUCGUUUUCAUGAGCACUCCAUUGUACGGAACUCAGAUCUUGGGGGCUGCUGGGGUCCUGAGGAGAGAGGGGGGGGCUUUCCCUUUGUGCAGGGCAGACAAUUUGAGCUGAAGAUACUGGUGGAGACUGACGGGUUUAAGGUGGCCGUGGACGGCAUACAUCUGCUGGAGUAUGAGCACAGAACAGGCGGAAUGGAGGAUGUCACUUGUCUGCACAUAGAGGGAGAUGUCAGUCUGUUCAGCGCGGCCCCUAGCAUGAUCUAACACACACAGGGGCAUAGGAGCGAUUUGACAAUAUGGGGGAGACACAUUAAGGCAUGUAGGCAUCUCCCAGAAAGGGGGAAGGACAAACAUAGACCUUUCUGAAAGUUAAUAUGACUGCUUUACCACUCCCUUUCACACACAACCUACACACACACACUGCAGAUGUCUUUCCCACCUGUCUCUUUAGUGCAGAUGAAAAGAUAGUUGCUUUCAGUAAAAGAUAUGAUUGUCACUUGAGCAAAACAAAUUGCAUCCCGUGUAACUGCGGAAGUCUGAAAGAGUUUGACCCCUUUGAGAGGUCAUCCGGAACCUAAUAUCGCUGUUAUGUCUUAAACAUUUCAGCUUUGGCAUGACUUUUUUUUUUCCCAUUAAAAUGCAUUAAGCAGUAGUUACCGUUUUGCAUGACUAACAUGACUAAUUUUACUUAUUUUGUUCCAACAACUCCUGCUUUGCGUACAAGAUCUAAAUAGUAGAAAUUUCUGUCAUCAUUUACACACCAUAAUGUUGUUUUAAAUCCGUAUGACUUUAUUUCUUCUGUGGAACACAAAAUAGCAGAAUAGUUUAGCAGAAUGUUAGCCUUAGUCACCAUUUAUUUUCAUUGUAUGGAAAAGGGAUGCAAUGAAAGUGAAUGGUGACUGAGGCUAACAUCCCUUCUUUUUGUGUUCCACAGAAGAAAGAACAUCAUACAGGUUUGGAGCAACAUGAGGGUGAGUAAAUGUCAACACAAUUUUCAUAUUUGAGUUUACCUUUACACUGGUACACUAACAAGAUUAUAAAAUGGUGUCAUAAACACGUUCAGGAAAGAACAGAUCUAUGACACUGUGCUGAAUCAGAUCAGGUCUAAAUGGCAGAAAUAUUUAUUUAUUAGGAAUAAAUGUUUGAAUGCAGUUUAUAAAUACAAUCAUGGUGAUAAUGGAGAAAACAGAAGCCAAUAAUGGUAUCAG